Molecule: messenger RNA, 585 nt
Organism: Staurois parvus
Lineage: Eukaryota; Metazoa; Chordata; Amphibia; Anura; Ranidae
Source: the annotation of a GenBank genome assembly
GGCUACCAAUGUGGAUGUCCUGGAGGAUACUUCCGAGCUGGCCAAGGGCAUUGUGUGUCUGGCUUAGGAUUUGGCAAAGGUUCUUAUCUACCAGCUCCUGUGGAAGAAGAUGAGGAAAACAUCUUAUCCCCAGAAAACUGCUAUGAGUGCAAGGUCAAUGGGUAUUCAAAGAGAGGAAGGCAGCGACGCAGCACCAAUUCCACCUCGGAACAUGAGAAUCACAGCAUGGAUAGCCUUGACAUCGAUGGACCAGUUAGGAUGAACUUCAACAUUUCCCACCUGACAAUCAAAGAGCAUAUCAUGGAUUUAAUCCCAGCUGUGCAGCCACUAAUGAACCAUGUACGAUAUAUCAUCUCUCAGGGUAAUGAGGAUAGCAACUUUCGCAUUCAUCAGAAAGAGGGUCAAAGUUUCUUGCAUCUUAGCCGCAAAAAGGUAACUCCAGGUUUGUAUAACCUGGAGAUUACCAGCAUGCCUCUAUACCGCAAGAAGGAACUGCAGAAAUUAGAGGAUGAAAAAGACUUCAACUACCUCAAUGGUGAAAUAGGCCAAACACUCAAGAUGAAACUUCAGAUCCAACUUUAUUAA